AUGGCUUCAUAUGUUCGGGCGUUGUAUGAAUUCUCGGGAGAACCUGGUACAUCCGAAAUAUCAAUUUCUGUGGGGGACGUACUGCAAGUAACUCGUACUGAUGUUGGUGAAGGAUGGUGGGAAGGUAAAAAUACAAACACGGGAUGUAUUGGACUCUUCCCUGCGGCAUAUGUUGAAGUAAUGUCCGCUGUAGAAGCAAAGCAACAGCAAAAUUCUCAAGUUUCACAAUCUACGUCUGAUAGCCAUAACACCACUGCAAGAUAUGACUCAGCAGUUGACGAUUAUAACGAUGGUGAUGACUGGGAAGAUGAUUGGGAUGAAGACAAUGACACAUACUCCGAAAUUGGACCUAGCAACAAUAUUAGCUCUAAAUAUACAGAGAAACAAUUGUCGCACUCUGCUAGUAAUUAUGAUAACAGAAACCUACCAGCUACUCCAAAUGAUGACAAUUCAGUACCAAUGCCCGGAAACAAUAACACUUCAAGUCUGAAAAAAUCUAGUAUGUUUGGGAAAAGUUCAGAUUCAUUUAUACUCGGUCUCGGAAAUAAAGAUAAAUUGCCGGAUAACGAAUUGGUUAAAAUUGUUCCAUAUGACAAUUUUUAUCAGUGGCAAUCAAAUGAAGGGCAAUCAUAUUCGGUCAUUGUUGCCAGUCCCAAAAAGGAGUCCAAAUUUAAGGGGAUGAAGACUUUUAUAGCUUACCAAUUGACUCCCAGUUUCAAUAAUAUAUCAGUAUCGCGACGUUACAAACAUUUUGAUUGGUUGCAUGAACGACUUGUGGACAAGUUCUGCUUGAUUCCUAUUCCACCUUUACCAGACAAGCAAAUAUCAGGAAGAUACGAGGAACAAUUUGUCGAACACCGACGUGUACAAUUGCAAGAAUUUGUAGAUUGGGUUUGUCGGCAUCCAGUUCUUUCCAAAUGUGAAGUGUGGUAUCAUUUUUUAACUUGCACUGACGAAAAGGUUUGGAAAAUGGGUAAAAGGAAAGCUGAGCGCGAUACAUAUGUUGGUAUAACAUACUGUUGGGCAAUAUCACCCCCUGAAAAGCAGUUGCUGCAAUCCUAUGUUGAUUCUCAAAUGGAUAGUUGUUCACAGUUUAUUCAUACAAUGGAUGUUUCUGUACGAAAUUUACUAACUAUAUCAAAUGAGAUGGCAAAAAAAUACCAAUCCCAAUCAAAGAAAGAAUUUCAACGUAUUGGAGAUGGCUUAUCAGAUUUAUCAAAAUCUCUUGCAGUGGAUGAAAGACGUGCUCCAUCGGGAAAUAAAUCUCUUGCCGACUCAGUAGCUAAAGUCGGCGAUAUUUUUUGUGUAAUUGGCCAACAAUUCGGAGAACAACCAAAGCUAGAUUGGAUACCAUUUUCGGAUCGAUUACAUAUAUAUAGGGGAAUACUCAACAGUUUUCCUGAUAUAUUGUCCACGCACAAAGGAGCUAUGCAAAAACGAAAAGAGUGCGAACGUCUUGCAGCUGAACAGAAGAUGAGUAAUUCACAAAUGGUAGAUGUAAAUCGUCGUACUGAUAUUGUCUCAUAUGCUGUUAUGGCUGAGAUGUCACAUUUUCGUAAGGAAAGAGAAACACAUCUGAAGCAAACGCUGAAGUCUUUGGUCGAGGAACAAAUAAAAUUCUACACCGCUAUUGUUUCCAAACUACAAGAUGCCUACGCACAAUUUGAUUGA
Molecule: messenger RNA, 1671 nt
Organism: Musca vetustissima
Lineage: Eukaryota; Metazoa; Arthropoda; Insecta; Diptera; Muscidae
Gene: SH3PX1
Product: sorting nexin-33
Exons: 4
Coding region: 1-1671 (556 amino acids)
Biological process (GO): endosomal transport; plasma membrane tubulation; endocytosis
Cellular component (GO): cytoplasmic vesicle; plasma membrane
Molecular function (GO): protein binding; phosphatidylinositol binding
Source: RefSeq, a predicted model, not a curated record